UUUCUGGGGUACUCUGUCACUCUCUCUCCCCCUUUCUCUCCUCCCCAUCGUCCUGAAGUCAUGUUCAGCACUGCCGCUGUCCUCAACCAUCUCCAUGGCAAUAUUCAUGUGAUUUCAUAGAACGGAAGAUGCUUCAGCUGGAAGGGACUUUGGAGAUCAGCUCCUCCUGCCCCCUCAUUUCACGGAGAGGAGAGCAGGCCCAGAGAGGAAACACCACAUGCCCAGGGACACACAGCAAGCCAGGGACCCUGCCAGGCCUCUGCCCUUCUGGCACCAUUCCCACCCAAGAGUGUUUGGCACUCUGGAGCAAGCCAAGAAGUACAUGCUGGAUGACUACUCAGUCAGGUCACCCUGGAGGACAUCUUCCUGAGCUUCGCCUGCCCUGUGCCCCUGGUCCAAAGUGAAGGCCAACGAGAGCAGGCAGAGCAUUCGGGCCCCUCAUCGUGCUCCCUGCCUCCCUCAGAGCCUGUCCUGCUGUAAUAAACACAUCCCAGUGCCAGGUUGGCCCAGGUAUGCAUGGCCUGCCCUGAGCUUCCAGGGCUGCAGAGGCGGCUCUCAGCCCAGCUGGCUCGGCACAGGGCUCUCCCCUCAACUGCAGUGCAUAGAGCAGAAUGGGGCCCACUGGGGAACUUGAGAGGCCCCCUGGAGAACCCAGGAGCGUUUCAGUAGAAAGUGAUGCCCGCGUCCCACCCGAGUAGCCUGUGGUCUUCCUGAGACCUGGCUGUGGAAGCAGCCUCAAAACAUCUUUCCAAGGGUGGCCGCCAGGGGGUGACCACAGCACUAACCAUGUCCCGACCAGGUGCCAGCUCUAUGGUUGGUCCCCUGCAGGCAUUAUGUCAUUUGAUCACACCACCCUCAGGCCCAGCCUCAAGGGGCCUGUCCUGGCCGUGCCCUUGCUCAUGGGCAAGAAGUCUGCAGGACAGAGGGAAAUGCUCACCCAAAGCUUCCGCUCUUCCUUCUCUAGAAUCCCCUGCCCAGAUCGUUUGUCCAUCAGUGCAUUCCCUCCCAGGGCAGGGCAGGGCAGGCCAUGCCAGCCUGAGACUCAAGGUGCAGCAAAGCAGCAGCUCUGCAGAACUGUGGGUGGCGUUUGGGGGUUCCACACAUGUGCACAGAUCCCUUGGAAAGCAGGAUAGAGCCAGAAAGAGAGAAGGGUAUCCGCAGGCCAGGGUGGGCCUGGCUCCCGUGGCCACAUGCAAGAGUGGAGCUUCACAGAGACCAUGAUUCUCAACUCACAGCUGGCCUCCAGGUGGUAAUGACACUGUUCGUCUGAAGGAAGGAUGAAAGGAACAUUGACAGGUUUGCUAGCCUAAGUCAGGAUGUUGUGGCAUUUAGAUAUUUGGAUAUGUGGAGUUUCAUCCUCUUCCCUGGCUCCUGCAAAGUCAGGGCUACCUGUGGUCCUAUACCCACCCAUGAAGUGGACAGCACCCCACCUCCCACAUGGGUUGACUGGUCUAGAGGCAGCCAGCAACUUCCCACAUCAACAGGCAGGGGAGCCAGGGUUACAGUGGGGCAGAGGUUCUCCCAGUGGGGUCCCAGCAGCAGCAGCACCAUUGGGAAACUUGUUAGAAAUGUAGGCUUGGGCCAACAUUUCUACUGAAUCAGAAAUGCCUGGGGCAGGGCCAGCAAUCCAUGUUGCAACGAGCCCUAUAGCAGGUGCUCUGACACGGUUCCAGUGCGAGAACCACUGAGCAGAGGCCCCGUAGGCACCAACCAUCGCACCAUCCAGAUGCAGACGGAUGUGGCCACAUGCCUUUGUCGUGGACACUCUCCUCUCUGAGUCCAUCAGUGGCCUUUCUCUCUCUAUGGAGCUCACUCUGUCCCUUGCCACAGGCCCCUAAGCUCCCCUCUGGGAAGUGCAGAUGCAGGACUCACCAAAGUGUGGGGCACCGGCCUUGCCUAUGCUUGCCCAGAACAAUGGCAAAGCACACCCGUGGUCGCCAACCCACCCUCUUCUCAGCGCGUUUCAGGUGACUGCUCCCUGUGAUGAAGGCCACUCCCUGGGCCUCUGCUCCCACAUCCAGCUCAUUCCUCCCAUGCCACUCUCUGCCUCCACUGAAGGCCCAUCCUCCUCUCUAAAUGUGGGAUGGCUCAGGCUCCCAACUACUUCACGUUCCCUUACUCUCCCCCUGCCCCUCACCACCCAUGACAUUUUCAACUGACACCUCUUUCCACCAGGAAUUUCCCUGAGCUCCUAAUGGUUUGGACUUUUCCAACAAGGCCUCACCUUGGAUGUGUGGACUUUCAUCCUUUGCUGGAAUGCCCUGCCCAGAUCGUUUGUCCAUCCAGUGCACCCCUCGCCCCACAGCAGGCCAUGCCACCCAACGCACCCUGAGACAUGAGGUGGACACACACGGCCCGGCCUCCAAGUCUGUGGAUUCUCUCCAGGGCUGACCCUUCUAAUUUGGACUUGAAAACAAGACUCUUCAAGCCCACAGAUCCUUAUUGAUCAUUUCUAAAGCCCAGUGGGAAACGGGCUGACCCCCUGGAGGGGCCACUCAUCACCCCAGCGCAGCCCUGGAGGCUCUGGCUGCCAGCGCAGUGGGUGGAAUGGGCCAGGCGUGGCUGGAGCCAAGACAACUCCUGCUCCCUGAAAAAGAGAUUUGCCUCUCAAUAUGGACAGGAGAGUGAUCAGGACACAAAGCACAGGAUAGUCAAACAACACAGGGAGCAGGGAUGCUGGUCUAGGUCCUAGAGGCAGCCGGUGUCACCAGUGUGCUCAUGGCUGGCUCUGGAUUAAUCCCUUCAAGAAGCUAACCCCGAAAGUGCACCUCUGCCCUAGGGGGACACAGGUUACGGUGACAAAGAAGGAACACUAAUCCAGGGGGACAAAAGUGAGAUGAUGGGAUAAGAAAUCUGGGGGCUCAGAACAUGGGAUAUCUGGGGAGCAGGCCCCAAACUCGCUCAGCCUGUCCUCGCUUCACCCUCCUUCACCAGCUUCCAGAUUCCAGGGCCUCUCGGGGGCCAGGAACUCUUCUGUGCCCCGUGCUGUGAUCACCUGUGUACUCUGUCUCUAGCUCCAGGCUGGCUGACGCCUGCAUGCCAGAGCUCCUGUCUGUGUGCCCAGGGCAGGCCCAGUACCUUUAGGGGUUUGGUGAUCACGAGGGCUGUGGGCACUCAGAAGGAUGGGAGGGUGCAGACUGAGGGAAGCGUGAGGGAGGGGUGGGCAGCCUUGGCCCAGGCCCCCGCCUCCACCAGACACUCGGGAGGAUGCGUGUUCCCUUGACAGCCUGUGCCGUGAAAGGGGUGGGGUGAGGAUGAUUCCCGAAGGACAGCUCGGAUGCGCUCUGCCCGAGACAAGAGUGGGCAGAUCCCGAGCGGCGCCGAGGAGGCGAGACGGGUCAGCAACCGGUCAGAGCGGUGAGGAGGGCUUGCCCCGGUCCUGGGGCACUGAGGCGUCCAGGGUGCGCCACGUCUCGCGGGAAGAAGGGGUCCGCGUUCCGGAGGGUGGGCCGGGGAGACUUCCAGCUUUCCGUGCCACGAUCUGGGCCGGCAUCCCCGCCCAGGAGCGCUCGGCCACAAACCCGAGGGUCUCCACCUGAAGCGGGCGGCUGAAAGGAAGACCGUGCAGGCCAGGGGCGAGGGUCGCGGGCGCAGGACCGACCCCGGGACCGGGGCAGGGCACCGCCUCGUCCUAGAAGCGCCACGUCGGGGCUCUCGCAGGUCGGGUCACGGCGGCGACUGCGAGGGGCGCCAAGGAGUCCCCCUUUCCCCUGGCCGCCGGCACGCGUCUUCGCAGCGUAUGUGGCAUCGCGGGUGCCAGUCGCCGGAGUCAGCCGCACAGCCCGGACUCACGCAGGCGGGAAAGAACGGAGCCAAACGCUCGCCCGCCCGGCCCGGGAGCUGCUCAGGGACUCACUUCCCCGCUGGGGAGGCGGGGCGGCCACGCGGGCUCCACCAAUCAGCGGCCAAGUGGUCCACUGUAGGUGUGCCAAGUGUUUCUGUUAUCCUACAAAGCGAAGAGUAAGAAGGAGGCCCCGAAACCUGACCAUCUUGAGUCUCCCCGAAGAUGUGCUGUUUCACAUCCUGAAGUGGCUUUCUGUGGAAGACAUCCUGGCAGUCCGAGCUGUGCACUCCCAGCUGAAGGACCUGGUAGACAACCAUGCCAGCGUGUGGGCAUGUGCCAGCUUCCAGGAGCUGUGGCCAUCUCCAGGGAAUCUGAAGCUCUUUGAAAGGGCUGCUGAAAAGGGGAAUUUCGAAGCUGCUGUGAAGCUGGGCAUAGCGUACCUCUACAAUGAAGGCCUGUCUGUGUCUGAUGAGGCCCGUGCGGAAGUGAAUGGCCUGAAGGCCUCUCACUUCUUCAGUCUCACGGAGCGGCUGAACGCUGGUGCCGUGCCCUUCAUCUGGCUGUUCAUCCGCCCUCCGUGGUCGGUGAGUGGAAGCUGCUGCAAGGCCGUGGUUCACGAGAGCCUCAGGGCAGAGUCCCAACUGCAGAGGACUCACAAAGCAUCCAUACUGCACUGCUUGGGCAGAGUGCUGAGUCUGUUCGAGGAUGAAGAAAAGCAGCAGCAGGCUCGGGACCUGUUUGAAGAGGCUGCUCGUCAGGGAUGUCUGAGCAGCGCAUACCUCCUCUGGGAAAGCGACAGGAGGACAGAUAUGUCAGAUCCUGGGCGAAGUCUCCACAGCUUCCGAAAACUCAGGGACUACGCUGCCAAGGGCUGCUGGGAAGCGCAGCUGUCUUUAGCCAAAGCCUGUGCAAAUGGAAACCAGCUUGGACUGGAGGUGAGAGCUUCCAGUGAGAUCGUCUGCCAGCUGUUUCAGGCCUCCCAGGCUGUCAGUAAGCAGCAAGUCUUCUCCGUGCAGAAGGGACUCAACGACACAAUGAGGUACAUUCUGAUCGACUGGCUGGUGGAAGUCGCCACCAUGAAGGACUUCACGAGCCUGUGCCUGCACCUGACCGUGGAGUGUGUGGACCGCUACCUUCGGAGGAGGCUGGUGCCGCGAUACACGCUGCAGCUGCUGGGCAUUGCCUGUAUGGUCAUCUGCACCCGGUUCAUCAGUAAAGAGAUCCUGACAAUCCGGGAGGCUGUGUGGCUCACGGAUAACACGUACAAGUACGAGGACCUAGUGAGAAUGAUGGGCGAGAUCGUCUCCGCCCUGGAAGGGAAGAUUCGAGUCCCCACUGUGGUGGAUUACAAGGAGGUCCUGCUGACGCUAGUCCCUGUGGAGCCGAGAACCCAGCACCUGUGCAGCUUCCUCUGUGAGCUCUCCCUGCUGCACACCAGCCUGUCUGCCUACGCCCCGGCCCGCCUGGCCGCCGCAGCCUUGCUCCUGGCCAGGCUGACACACAGGCAGACACAGCCCUGGACCACUCAGCUGUGGGACCUCACCGGAUUCUCCUCUGAGGACCUCAUUCCCUGCGUCUUGAGCCUUCAUAGGAAGUGCUUCCACGAUGACGCCCCCAAGGAUUACAGGCAAGUCUCUCUGACCGCCGUGAAGCAGCGAUUUGAGGACAAGCGCUAUGGAGAAAUCAGCCAGGAAGAGGUGCUAAGCUACAGCCAGUUGUGUGCGGCAUUAGGGGUGACACAAGACAGUCCCGACCCCCCAACCUUCCUCAGCACAGGAGAGAUCCACGCCUUCCUCAGCUCUCCCUCGGGACGGAGAAGCAAACGGAAGCGGGAGAAUAGCUUCCAGGAGGACAGGGGCAGCUUCGUCACCACCCCUACUGCGGAGCUGUCCAGCCAGGAGGAGACGCUGCUGGGCAGCUUCCUCGACUGGAGCCUGGACUGCUGCUCCGGCUAUGAAGGUGACCAGGAGAGUGAGGGCGAGAAGGAGGGCGAUGUGACAGCUCCCAGUGGCGUCCUCGAUGUCACCGUGGUCUACCUGAACCCAGAACAGCAUUGCUGCCAGGAAUCCAGUGAUGAGGAGGCUUGCCCAGAGGACGAGGGUCCCCAGGACCCACAGGUGUCGGUGCUGGACACCCAGAUCCCUGCAGUCCCAGGACCCGACUCCCCGCUCUGCACCAGCCAGCAGCCAGGAAAGGACAUCACGACCUCAGGGUACUCCUCUGUCAGCACCGCAAGUCCCACAGGCUCUGUGGAUGGCAGCUUGGGGGUCCUGCCCCGAUCUACCUCAGUGCUGUCUCUGGACGGUGACUUGCGCACACAGCCCUACCACCAUCAGGCCAGGAAGCCAUGUUUACAGUGUCGUCCCCCAAGUCCCCCGGAGGGCAGUGUUCCCCAGCAACAGGUGAAGUGGAAAAAUCUGUGUGUGCACAGUGAGGAGGAGGGCAUGAACUGGAGCUUGUGAGGCUG
Molecule: messenger RNA, 6251 nt
Organism: Callithrix jacchus (white-tufted-ear marmoset)
Lineage: Eukaryota; Metazoa; Chordata; Mammalia; Primates; Cebidae
Source: RefSeq, a predicted model, not a curated record